GUCGUCAGCACUAAGUGAGUCAGUCCCGCGCGAUGGCCAUUCGACAGCGAGUUCCCAUGGAGCAGAUACGGCGAGCCCUUCAAGGAGCUCCUCAACUCCGCUCGUUCCUGUUACACGACGUUACUCCGACAGGGAAGCUGUUGGGCGGCGGGUCGUACGGUGAGGUCGUGGGAGCUGCAGAUGUCUGGCCUAACCUGUGCCGGGAAAAAGAUCUAUGACACGCUCAUAGACCCCGAGAACCAGGGAGCGCAGGUGAUGGUGGAUAAGUACUACAAGGAGUGCAGCCUUCUCUCAGAGCUACGUCAUCCUCACAUCGUCCAGUUCUUGGGUAUCUGCUUCUUGCCCGACUCACAACUGCCUGUUCUGGUGAUGGAGCGACUGCAGGGCAGUCUGGACGAGCUGCUGGAGACCACUCCCAACAUCCCUCUCCACACAAAGCUGUCCAUCCUCCACGACGUGGCCACUGGUCUAGUCUUCCUUCACAACCGAAGCCCUGCCGUCAUCCACCGAGAUCUCACCGCCCGAAAUGUCCUGCUCAAUGCAACCAUGACAGCCAAGAUUGCAGAUCUGGGUAAUUCCAGGAUAUCCACUCUCCGUCCGGGGCAGCUGGCCCAGACCAUGACCAAGGGGAUUCCAGGGACUCUAGUGUACAUGCCUCCCGAGGCCUCCACUGAUCACUACGGUCCUCCGCUGGACAUGUUCUCGUUCGGUCACCUCUCCCUCUUCACUGCCAUCCAGGUCUUCCCCGGAGACCUCCUCCCCUCCACCUACACCGAUCCUCGUAAGAAGAAGGUGAAGGCUCGUACCGAGCUGGAACGAAGGGAAAACUACAUUGCGACUCUCGAAGGGAAAUUGGGGAAGAAAUAUGCUCUAGUGGUAUUCAUCAAAGAGUGCCUAGCCUAUGAGCCUGCAAGUCGACCAACAGCUGAAAAGGCACUGGAGAAACUAGACAGCAUGAAGAAAACUCAGCAAGAUCCAUACCAGGGCAUGAACAGGUUGCAGUUGGAGAAGUUGCUCGAAGGGAAUUCAAGUGCCAGUGAAAGAGUAAAGGAGCUUCAAUCACAUAUUAUUCAAAUGAAGGCCGAGAAGUCGGGCUUGAAAGAUGUCUGCCAAGCAAAAAAGAAAAUGGUGCAUGUAAUGCAGUUGGAAAAUUCGCUGCUGAAACAGCAGAUGGCUGACAAAGAUAGUUUGCUUUCAACUCAAGAGUCCGCUCUGUCAACAAAGGAGACUGAGUUUGUGUCACUAAAGGCCCAGUUUGAGGCAGGCCUGAGGAGAACCCGGAGUCUUGAAGAGGAACUAAAAGCAAGGAUCAGUAUGCUGUCUGUGAAGGAUGCGAGCAUUGAGGCACUGACUGAAGAACUAAAAGGAAAAGACAAAAUGUUGAAAGCCAAGAAGAGCGAGGAUGGUGAAGCUGAAAACUUGGGAAUAACAAAGGCCGAAGAUGAGGUAACGUGUAAAUAAGGUGCUUGACAGAGCGUUAUAUUUAAUCCCUGUGUCUUAUGAUGGCGGCAGGUGUGCUCUAUGAGCGCAUACAGUCAUCAAACAUCUCUGUAGACUACAGAACAAUGGAUGCCGCCCUUGACAGUACAUGCUCAAUGCCUGAAUUCCCUAUAAGGAAAUCCAUA
This is a messenger RNA of Geodia barretti, 1625 nucleotides long. The record is from the annotation of a GenBank genome assembly. Lineage: Eukaryota; Metazoa; Porifera; Demospongiae; Tetractinellida; Geodiidae.